This is a messenger RNA of Pochonia chlamydosporia 170, 201 nucleotides long. RefSeq lists its product as hypothetical. Bases 1 to 201 code for a protein of 66 amino acids. The transcript has a single exon. NCBI's taxonomy places the organism in Eukaryota, Fungi, Ascomycota, Sordariomycetes, Hypocreales, Clavicipitaceae. The record is from RefSeq and is a predicted model, not a curated record.
AUGCUCGGUGAUCCGAUGAACCUUAAAGAAUGCGGGGAGGUGAGAUCUCAUCGGACGGUCACCCAUCUAUCAACCGGCACGGCUCCGCUCCGUACUCAGGUCCCAGGUCCCAGGUCCCAGAUCCAGGUGAGGCUAUGCGUAGCUUCAUCUUUUGCAGGUGAAGUCAAUUCCUGUUGUUCAGGACUGCUCCAGUGGAGCUGA